Messenger RNA from Trichogramma pretiosum, 1810 nucleotides. RefSeq names its product dual oxidase maturation factor 1 (gene mol). The transcript is spliced from 9 exons. NCBI's taxonomy places the organism in Eukaryota, Metazoa, Arthropoda, Insecta, Hymenoptera, Trichogrammatidae. The record is from RefSeq and is a predicted model, not a curated record. Gene Ontology annotation, biological process: protein transport. The coding region runs from base 316 to 1455 and encodes 379 amino acids. Gene Ontology annotation, cellular component: endoplasmic reticulum membrane.
UUUAGCUCGUCGAGAUAUAUAGCUAUACGUAUACAGUCUCGGCGUGCACGUUUUACUUGUGUAAAAGCCGCGACUGGUAUCAUCCUAUCUGUGUACCAUGCUGCAGAGCUGCUGGCAGCAGCUUCGUCAGCCCCACUAUAAUAAAGCAGCACUGCACUGCACAGCAUUGCCGACGAGCUCGAGAAGCAGCAGCAGCAGCUUAAGACCCGGCAACCUGUUAACCUACUUUUACAGGUCUCCUUUGAUUUCGUUAUGAUGGGGCAUUGAAAUAUGAGAGGUACAAUUUGAGCUCGACUUUAUCUUUAAGAAAUAAACAUGAAGACAUGGUUUGGAGUUGUGAAGGAAGGUGGAGGUGGGCCCACUUUUCAUCACCACAACAAUCGAAUGCCAGUGAAGGGAGAUGCCAAUCUAAUAUAUGACGCUUUGUUCUUCGGCACCAUUCUUAUGGCCUUUUUACUAAUAUUCCCAGGUGUACGUAAAGAGAAAUUGUCCACGUUCAUAACAGUUUUGCUGUUGAUAUUCACCGGAUCAACUAUUAAAGUUUCCAUGGAUGGCUCGGCGUGGCAAACGAGUACGACCGACUUUGUUGAUUUCGCCAAUUCCCCAUAUUUGGACAACAUGGAAAUCGCUGGUCACAUAGGAUUAUUUCAUAUUAACAUUACGUUAAAAACGGGUCACUUAAAAAAUGUUGAUGGAGAUUUUGAAUACAAUGAGAGAUUCCAUUGGACUUAUCCCCAUUCGAUGAAGAUUCAACGUGAACAAGUACUCUUAGAAGGAAUUCCUUUUCCUAUAGUUAGCCUCGCAGGAUAUUUUGUUCUCCACGACGGUUUCUCGUGGGGAAGAGUGUAUCGAGAGGCAGGAUACUAUGCAACAGUAAUGUUAUGGGUAUCGGGCGCAUCCUGGUGUAUACUGAUGAUGCUCGUAGUGAUGGUUCCGCAUCUAAGUCCUUACGGAAUGAUAGUUACUGGACUAUGUAUGAUGAUGGUCAAUGUCGUCUACUGGUUCAAUCUUCCAGAUGAUUUGUUCGUCGCUUGGGUUGAAAAUCACCGUCUUCAUUUUUAUUUUGGAUGGAAUUAUUGGCUUCAACUUAUUGUUGGAGGUAUUUGUUUUUUCGUCGGUAUAUUAUUUUUAUGUGUAACUUCAAUCUAUGGAUGGACCUUCUCAACUACCCUUGAAGUUAACCAUAAAGCGCCGUACGACAGGCACACUAGCAAUAACAGAAAAGAGCAUGUAAGAUCAAAAUCCGAGCCAAGAGCAUCUGAGGAAGAGUGUCAAAAGGAAUUUAUACGCCAAGUUAUGUCAAAAUUAGCAGCUAACCACGUAGAAGAUAUUGAGUGCGGAACUGUAAAUGAUGGCUAUAACGCUGAACAUGAUUCAGAAAAUGGACAAACCGAUGAUGACGACUGGGAGACUGAUCUAAGCAAGUGGGAUCACCUUGAAUGUCAUGAUAACUAAUAGGAUAGAUUUUUUAUCAAAUUUUAGUUUUACUUUCUUCAGAAUCAUCAGUUAAGGACAAUUUUUUAUUUAUAAAUGAAUUUUGCGACGAAAAGUUUUACAGUCUAAGAAACUUAAUCUUAGGUAGAAAAUGAGCGUCAAUUAAUUACGGAACUUUUUCGAGUCGGAGUAUUCAUUCUAUAAAGAAUAUAAAUUGAAUUGACAUUUCAAUGUUAUUGGACAGUCUUUUAAACUAAGCAUUAAGCUGGCAACUCUAUGUCUGGGAAUAAGACCCAGACUAAUUUGUGAUAUAUAAAUAUAAUAUUUAUUAAAUAUAUUAAAUAUAUAUUAAAUAUAUAUUUAUUCAUUAUAUUUA